Messenger RNA from Nerophis lumbriciformis (worm pipefish), 1302 nucleotides. The record is from RefSeq and is a predicted model, not a curated record. Lineage: Eukaryota; Metazoa; Chordata; Actinopteri; Syngnathiformes; Syngnathidae.
AUGGUUAAGUGGAACUUGUUCAAGCACCAGACAACGCCCAUGGUCGCCGCUGCCAAGCCAACAGGGGCCAGUGCCUUGACUGUGACUCCUGCCCCUGUUGCACUCGUCUCUGCGGACAACUCCACCGAGCCGGUCAGCAAGAACGAUGCCUUUGACGAGAUCAAAAACAAGUUUCUGAAUGAAAUCGAUAAGAUCCCACUGCCAUCCUGGGCCAUCAUUGCCAUUGCUGUGGUCGCUGCUUUGCUUAUUCUAACUUGCUGCUUCUGCAUCGUCAAGAAAUGUUGUUGCAAGAAGAAGAAGAACAAGAAGGGCAAGAAAGGGAAGGGUGACAUGGGGAUGAAGAACCUCAAAGGAGGAGAGAAACAACAGGACGACGAUGACGAGGAAGAUGAUGUUGAACCCGGACUCACUGGAGAUGAGAAAGAAGAGGAGGUGAAGGAGAAAGAGAAGCUUGGAAAGCUGCAGUACUCCAUUGAUUAUGACUUUCAGGAAAACAAGCUAACUGUGGGAAUCUUGCAAGCUGCUGAUCUCCUGUCUAUGGACAGUGGUGGAACCUCUGACCCCUAUGUCAAGGUCUUUGUCUUACCUGACAAGAAGAAGAAGUUUGACACAAAGGUUCACAAGAAAACCCUCAACCCAGUCUUUAAUGAGACUUUUAUCUUCAAGAUUCCAUUCCAAGAGAUGGGGGGAAAGACUCUGGUUAUGUCUGUCUAUGACUUUGAUCGUUUCUCAAAACAUGACGUCAUUGGCGAGAUUAGAAUACCCAUGAACACCCUUGACCUGGCGAAACCAAUUGAAGAGUGGCGUGACUUGGACAGCGCGGACCAAGAAGAGCCGGAGAAGCUUGGUGACAUUUGCAUCUCUCUUCGUUAUGUUCCAACUGCUGGUAAACUCACAAUCUGUAUUCUGGAAGCCAAGAACCUGAAGAAAAUGGAUGUUGGAGGCCUUUCAGAUCCCUAUGUGAAGAUUAAUCUGCUGCAGAAUGGAAAGAGGCUGAAGAAGAAGAAGACAACAGUUAAGAAGAACACAUUGAAUCCUUACUAUAACGAGUCGUUCAGCUUUGAGAUUCCUCUUGAACAAAUGCAGAAAAUCCAAGCUGUGAUCACAGUACUGGAUUACGACAAAAUCGGUAAGAACGAUGCCAUCGGGAAGAUAUGGGUGGGCAGCAAGUCCACCGGAGCCGGGCUGAAACACUGGUCCGACAUGUUGGCCAACCCCCGACGUCCCAUCGCCCAGUGGCAUCCAUUGCAGCCAGAGGAGGAGGUGGAUGGUGCCCUCGCAGCUUUGGCCGCCAAGAAGUAA